Tachysurus fulvidraco (yellow catfish) is the source of this 3167-nucleotide messenger RNA. It is a transcript of the gene pkd2l1, whose product is annotated as polycystic kidney disease 2-like 1. The transcript is spliced from 15 exons. Gene Ontology annotation, molecular function: calcium channel activity; muscle alpha-actinin binding; sodium channel activity. The coding region runs from base 68 to 2302 and encodes 744 amino acids. NCBI's taxonomy places the organism in Eukaryota, Metazoa, Chordata, Actinopteri, Siluriformes, Bagridae. Gene Ontology annotation, biological process: potassium ion transmembrane transport; detection of mechanical stimulus. The record is from RefSeq and is a predicted model, not a curated record. Gene Ontology annotation, cellular component: membrane.
AAACCACUGACAUACACAGUGCACCUCAGUAAACAACAUAUCAACCGAGAACACCUCUGUAACCAGCAUGCAGCAUGUAAACGGCAGAGCAGAGAGUCACCUGAGCAGUCAGGUAGAGUGUGAAUUAGAGAAUGUAGGGAAACGAGGGUGGGUGAACAAGGCAUAUUGUGACACCCCUCCACUAGAAAGGCACCCCAUCAGCACUGUCUACCACAUUCCUCCCCGUGCUGGUGCAUCUAACCCCUACCAGGCAGAGGCCACAAUGCUAAAUCAACAGCCAGCCAAGAAGAAAUCUGGAUGCUGCUCUAUAUUCCUACGAGGAAUUAAAGGUCUGUGGGGAACAACACUGACAGAGGACACAGAAAAAAACCAAGAGCUCUUCCUCAAAACAACUCUCAGAGAGUUAUUUGUCUACAUUCUUUUCCUAGUGGACAUGUGUUUAUUGACCUAUGGCAUGACCAGCUCAAGCACCUACUACUACACUAAAGCUAUGAAUGAUUUGUUUGUGAAUUCAUUUGAGUCCAUUGCCAGCAUGGACGAUUUUUGGACAUAUGCAGAAGGUCCACUGCUGGAUGGUCUUUACUGGACCACAUGGUACAAUGAUAAGCCUCUCGACACCGGCUCACAGUCCUUCAUUUACUAUGAGAACAUGCUCCUGGGAGUCCCACGAAUGAGACAGCUUAAAGUCCAAAACAGUUCGUGCAAAGUGCCCAAAGACUUCCGUUCUGAAAUUAGUAGCUGCUUUGAUGUGUACAAUGAGAAGAAAGAAGAUGUCGAUCAAUUUGGACUUGUCAAUGGAUCAGCUUGGACAUACCAUACAGAAGCUCAGAUGAAGGGUUCAAGUCACUGGGGUUUGUUGGCCACAUACAGUGGAGCAGGGUACUAUCAGGACCUUUCCUUGAUCAAAGAUGAAAGUGCUGCUCUCAUGGCAGAACUCAAAGAAAACCUGUGGCUAGACCAUGGAACCAGAGCGGUUUUCAUUGAUUUUACCACAUACAAUGCCAACAUCAAUCUCUUCUGUGUUAUAAGGUUGGUGGUUGAGUUCUCCGCCACUGGUGGAGCAAUACCUUCAUACCAGAUACGGACAGUUAAGCUGAUUCGCUACGUUACCUCAUGGGAUAACUUCAUCAUCGGCUGUGAGAUAGUCUUUUGUGUAUUCAUCCUUUACUACAUUGUGGAGGAGAUACUGGAGGUUCGAAUACACAAGUGCUCAUACUUUACCAAUGUGUGGAACAUUCUGGAUGUGGUAGUGUUGCUGCUUGCUGUUGUUGCAAUAAUCUUCAAUGCAUUCCGGACUAUCAAAGUAAACAACCUACUUGGAAGCUUACUAAAAGACCCUAGCUCCUAUGCAGAUUUUGAAUUUCUGGCAUUUUGGCAAACACAGUACAACAACAUGAAUGCUGUAAACUUGUUUUUUGCUUGGAUCAAGAUAUUCAAAUACAUCAGUUUCAAUAAAACAAUGACACAGCUGUCCUCCACACUGGCACGUUGUGCCACUGACAUCCUGGGGUUUGCUGUCAUGUUCUUCAUUGUGUUUUUUGCCUAUGCCCAGCUGGGCUAUCUUCUGUUUGGUACUCAGGUUGUAUCAUUCAGCACAUUUCAAAAAUGCAUUUUCACCCAGUUUCGGAUCAUCCUUGGAGACUUUGACUAUGAUUCCAUUGACCAAGCAAACAGAAUCCUGGGGCCAAUAUAUUUUUUCACUUAUGUGUUCUUUGUUUUCUUUGUGUUACUGAACAUGUUUCUGGCCAUCAUCAAUGACACAUACUCCGAGGUCAAGGAGGAGCUUGCCUCGCACAGUGAUGACAUCCAUAUUACAGAUCUUUUUAAACAGACCGUGAUGAAACUGAAAUUCAAAAAGGACAGGAUCUCAGAUGUUCAAAGGGCCUUAGAUGGGUCAACAGACUUGGAGUUUAGAGACUUCAGAGAAACACUGAAAGAAAUGGGUCACGAUGAUCAUGAUAUCUCUGAAGCUUUCACCAAAUAUGAUAAGGAUGGUAAUCAAAUUCUAGACCGUGAGGAGCAAGAUAAAAUGAAACGAGAGCUGGAAGAAAAAAGGAAUGCACUCAAUGCAGAGCUUCAGAAUCUUACGCAUGGAAAUAAAACAGAGGACAACAUGACAACCUCUAGCUCAGUGCAUCAGGAAAAGUUUCACAUGUUGGUUAAACAAGUGGCUGAAUUGGAAGGUGCUUUAGCCAUCACAACAUCCAAGCUUGACAUGGUCAUGGAAAAAUUAGGAUUGCACGAUACUGAAAAAGCAAACAAAAGACAAAAGAAUGGACAAACACCUGGCAACCAGAAAUGAGCAAGACAAUGCACAUCUGGAAGACUACAUUUUGGUAAACCUGGAGCGAGUUCCCAUCUUGGUCAUUGGCUGCUUGAUCAGAUCAUCAGAUAUUUCCAGCCCACUGUUACAGAGAGCAUUAACUCUACAGGACACAGAAGCUUUCAUGACUGAAAUGUUUCAAUCUAAAUGGCUAUAGGAAACAAACUACUACACCCAUUAGAGAAGAUAUUAUGCUCAUCCAGGGAUAUAGCAUACGUAGAUGGCUAUGGUUUAAAAAAAACUAUCAUUGAGAUAAAAUUGCCAUUUUAAAAAUUCUGCAUGUAUUUAAACAAACAUUUCAUCACAGGAGCAGGAAGACAUCAACCUGUAGAAAUCACACAGACUAAGUCUUUUAUGUCCUGUGUAUUUGCUGCAUUGUGAAACUAGAGUACCUGCCAUACAUUUUUAAUUAUAACCAAUUAGUGACAUGUGUGAGUCUAAUCAAUUCUGUACAGCAGCUCAAGGGUCUAAACUAGGGGUCUUAAGAGUUUAAAUUUCAAGAGCACAAAGAUAGACAUUGCUGCUCCACUGAGCAAAAGGCACAAAUUUUCACAUGAAUAAACUCGUAUAAAAGCAUUUGCCCAAUGAAUUAAAAGUAAGACCCCAUAUGAUAUGAGAUUAAAAGAUGUUAGAUGUAAAUACCACAUUAAGUCAUAGAUUCUGUGCCCUGGCUUCACCAUUUGGCUAGAAUGUAAAAACAGACUUAAUAUUUAAAUCAUCAUAUUCCUGUGUGUAAAGUGUGUAACUUUACUAAUGCUAACUAUUACCCUUGGAAAAAUAAGCAUAUUUAAAAGCUUUUAAUGUAUUACAUGUAAUUAAUUUUAGGCAUAUUAGAACUUAAAGA